Molecule: messenger RNA, 1085 nt
Organism: Colletotrichum destructivum
Lineage: Eukaryota; Fungi; Ascomycota; Sordariomycetes; Glomerellales; Glomerellaceae
Exons: 1
Coding region: 284-1084 (266 amino acids)
Source: RefSeq, a predicted model, not a curated record
CAUUCUGUCACCCCUGUGUCAACAACACAGAAUUUCUGCCACGAGGCGGCCUGGGCCUGGCUGGAGACGACACUCUCAUGUCGCUCACCCACCUCGCCCUACUACUCGCCGCCCCCCAAGCAAUAUCACGUUGGCAACUGGUCUCCUGGGACAGGGGCAUCAUUACCGAGCAUGCUUAUUCCGAGGCCAGCUUCCAGGGAGAGGUCCAAAGAGACGUGGCCCUUCCGUCACUCACAUCUGUUCAGCAGCCACCUCGUCACCAGAGCUGGACAACCCUGAGGAAAUGUUGUUCAGUCCACGUCGUGCAACCAAGCAGCCAUUCGUAUCUAUGGCUUCACUACGAACACACACACGACGUAAAGUGGUCUCUCCGUCCAGGGGUGGCAUCCUCCGCUCUGGCUCACGCCCCCCUCCAAGCCCCGGCUGCCGGCUGGCCUUGACUUCUUUUCUGCCACGCUGCCCUCGGCCGCCUGGCGUUUCCGACACAUUCGGGGCGUUUCCAUUGUGCCCAAAGCAUGCAUACUCAGCCAUAAUCUCCGUUUCUUCGCGGUGCAAACCAAGGCCGUUAGCGUCACGGCGCUGCCCAUCCCAAGACGGGAAACCCACCAAACAUCUGAGGCUUCAUCCUACUUCCCAUGCCAGCUGCCAUUAUGGUUGGGUCACAAACUUUCUCCUGCUUUCUCUCUUCGGCCUAGGGAAUUCGACCCGGUGCGACAAGGGUGUGCUGUUCAACCGGGCGCUUCUGGUUUCCCCAGCCUAUCCUGUGUCACCGGCAGUAAUACGCGCUGCAAUGCGAGUGGCUUGGUUUAGGCCGUCGGACUCAGCCUGCCGUUCCGCUUGGCUCGGACGAUUGGGAUUGACGUUCCAGAGACCAUGUUCUCAGUCAGUCAACCACACCUCUUUUGGCAUCUUGCCAUCUGAACUGCAGUGCUCCCGGCCUCUAGGAGCUCGCCAUCGCCAGACCGAGUUGCAGUGUGCAGCUUGCCUAUGGUACCUAACUGGCUCUGUCGUGUCUGCCGUGACCGCGGCUCUGUGGCCACCCGGCACCUCCAGGUCACCUUCAGAAACAAAUUCACAUAUUUAAA